UAGUAAUUUAGUGUUUUGACAUUUACUCGGUAGAAUAGGUUUAGCUUAAGAGUUUAGGGGAACAGGGGAAAAGUAUUGCAGAAAUGUAUACAGUUUAAAGGAAAUUUUCUUGAAGAAAAGGAGUUCGGAAAACACACGAGUCUUAGUUAGUAGGUAGCAUUUUCCAUGGAUAACUUGGCAUUCAAUAAAGGGCAACAUGUGAAGAAGGCAAAGAAGAAGCAAGUAAAAGAUGAGUUAGAUCGUUUGAAACAAGCUGAGAAGAAGAAGAGGCGCUUGGAAAAAGCACUUGCUACUUCUGCAGCCAUCAUUUCUGAGCUGGAGAAAAAGAAACAGAAAAAGAAAGAAGAACAACAGAGACUUGAUGAAGAGGGGGCUGCAAUUGCUGAGGCUGUUGCUCUGCAUGUUCUAGUUGGGGAAGACACUGAUGAUUCUUGUAAAGUUAUGAACGAAGGGAGAGGCAAGCCAUGGAAUUGCAAUAGUAAUCUUGACCUCUUCCUGGGCGGAAAAGGUGCUUGCUUUCCUCAUCUCGAUGGUGGCACAUGGUCUGUGGAAAGAAUGGGGUUGGUCUCUGGCGGAUGCAGCUAUGGCUAUGAGUGGAGUGGUGCUGAGAAUGGCAAUUGGUAUUUCUCGUUUGGACCUUUUGAAAAGAAUGUGCACAAAGAACUGGUGCACAAGGAAGCAGGGUGGGGGCCUGAUGGCUUUUCUGCUGAUCUCAUUGCAGCUCAAGCGGUUUCAUCACUUCAGAUUGCGGAGGAUGCAGAUGCAGAGAGGGUUCUUUCUUAACCAAAUGCUAAGAUGAUAUUGCAUGCGUGUCGUUUUGGUGACCGGAGUUUCGUUUUAUCACUGCAAAAUGGCAUCUUUGUAUAUAUUAUUAUAUUAUGAGUGUCCGUCUUGUCAAACAUAUUCUGUUUGAGCAUAUUAGGGGUUCUCCUUGUUUUAUGCCUGAUUGUCUUGAACUGCACAUGAUGCUAUAUCACUCUCACAUGUAGACUCUGGCUGAUAAUUUUCAGACUGAUUCUGCGCAAUAUAAAAGCAUCUAUGGACCCUCGUUCUAGUUAUGAUUA
Prosopis cineraria is the source of this 1064-nucleotide messenger RNA. RefSeq lists its product as uncharacterized. Lineage: Eukaryota; Viridiplantae; Streptophyta; Magnoliopsida; Fabales; Fabaceae. Bases 166 to 783 code for a protein of 205 amino acids. The transcript has a single exon. The record is from RefSeq and is a predicted model, not a curated record.